AUGGUCUCCGAGCGACCAUCGAAAGCUGGUCAGGCGAAACUGCUGACCAUACGGAGGAACUGCGGUGACCAAGUGUCCGUGACAUCUCCGUCUAGAGUGUAUAUGAAGACGAGUGUCAAGUGUCCGUUCUAUAGUCAGAACGACGAGUCCAGGGUGUGUCAGGAUGUGGGUAGAGUGAAGUUCAUUGAUGCCCUGGAGCAGACCUGGUGGAUGAGUGUGAGGACGGUCCUCAGGGAUGGAGAGUUUGAGAUACAGGAUCUCAUCGCGUUUAUUGACUGUGACAGUAGCGAUUCUGGUCAUGUGUAUGAGUCUCUGGAGCCUCCGCCUGCCACUCAUCAAACUCAUCACUCACCGCUCAUACCUGAUGAUGACUUUGACUCCUUUGAUAGUGAUACCGACACUGAUGACCAGGAGAAGACUAUACCACCAGAAUUGCCCCCCACGCUACCUUCUUCGCGUCUGCCCACGCCUCCCAACGGUGGGCCAUACACUCUGACCAAAAUUGCGAAUGCUGCUCAGAAGAAAAUGAAGCAGAUUAAGAGAAAUCUGACUAAAAGAUACUCUGUGGCAAUGGACGGAAAACCGUUCAAUAAAUCAUCGAACAACCAAAACGGGACGUACGAUGUACCCAAGAACCAAAAUAAAACCAAGUCUCCGAUAUACGCCAACUAUGAGAAACCAGAAACUCAACCAGUGUACAGCAAUAUCAACUUCCACGACACCAAAAACAUUCUCCAUAAAGUCGAAAAUCCCUCAGCAAAAAUCACUGGAACUUUCAAAGAAGAACUGAAGACUGUAAUAGGCGAAAAGUGUUCCACCAGGACUUGGACGUACGAGAAGAACAAAAACGUAUCAGGCAGGAAUGUAUAUGAGAAGGGGGUUAAGACUUCUGAGAAGAGGAACAGCAAUGGUGAUAUUCCUCCGCCCCUACCAGAUAAACCCCCGCCAGAGAUACCCACAACCCCUAAUACUGAUACCAAGAACAGCGGCACUCUAUCCAGGAAAGCCUACUUCUCAUUCAAGUCGAGGUUCAGACGAGCGACUUCCAUGGCUGUAGACAUCAACACGGACGUCCCCAGCGCGCUCAAAAUAACUAACUCCACGUUCUACCUGACGGAUUCCAUCGACGGCGACUCCGGAUUCAGCAACUGCAGCGAGAGCGACCGUCGCGAGGGUAUGCGAGCCGAGUCCUCCCCCUGCCUGGCGCUGAGGCCCGCCCUCCCCCCGCCGCCGCCUCCCCCCGCGCACAGCACGCACACUGACCUUAGCGCUGUCCACGAAGAGCUAAGGCGGUUGCUGCCGACCCUGUCUCGUAAGGAGCGCACUUCUCGCACCAGGACCUCGUGGUACGCGGACUGCGCCCCCGGGAAUGCCUCAUCCUUGUAUUCGGAGGCUGGUCUGUAUCAGGCUGGUAACAUAUCAAGUUCUUCGGGCGCCUCCUCCGGUUCUCACCCCGCCUCGCCGCUGCCCCACUCGUUAUUCACACACGAGCCGCUCUACCAGUUCUACAACGCUGCCAAAAUUGAGUCUGCGUGUCGUGAGACGGGAGACUCAGACUCGGACGCCUACGAGGUUGGUGGGAGUGUGGGAGGCCCGGGAGGCCCGGGAGGUCCGGGGGCCCGGCCAUCCGCCAUGGCCCUAGUGGCCCCGCGAGGCCCCGCCAGGACGCUCUGGUGCGAGGUCCCGGAGGUCCUUAACUCAGCUGUACUCAGUUCCCUCGCACCAGCACAAAAACGUCUCCAAGAGGCGAAAUUUGAGUUGCUAACGUCAGAAGCCUCUUAUCUCAACUCGUUGAACGUGUUGGAGACCCAGUUCAUGUCUCACCCGGCCUUCAGGGACCCGCUGGUGCUGCCUCCUCAUGAGUUCGACACCUUAUUCGCUGCUAUACUACCAGUACGCAAAUGCUCCCAAUUGCUGAUGGCUGAUCUCGAGCGCUGCUGGCAGGAGAACAUCCUGCUGCAAGGCAUCUGCGACAUCGUCCAGCGACACGCCAGCGCUAGGUUCAAAGCAUACGUCAAGUACUGCGAGAACCAACCGCUCAUGGUGAAAGCGCUGCAGCGGAUGAAAGAUAGACCGGCGUUCGCCAACGCCCUUAAGAGACAAGAGAGUCACCCGCUAUGCCAGUCCCUGUCCCUCCACUCGUUCCUGCUGCUGCCGAUGCAGCGCGUAACCCGCCUGCCGCUGCUGAUGGACGCCGUGCUGCGGCACCUGCACGCCGACGACCACGAGUAUGAAGGAUGCAUGCACGCGCUCGCUACACUCAACGAUUUCGUGUCUCAAUGUAACGAGGGCGCGAGGAACACGGAGCGUGUGGAGGAGAUGUGGCGACUGUCGAGGAGUGUGGUGGUGCCGAGCAACGUGCGAGGAGUGCCGGAACUGGGGCCUGCACUGACUAGGAGAGACCGGAAACCGGUCCGGUGGCUGGUGCGGUCAGGCGAGAUGACGCAGCUAGUGUGGAAGACGGACGAGCUGAAGCUGACGUUCGGCAAGAAGUUUCACAAGCAGCCGCUGUACCUGUUCUUAUUUAACGACCACCUCGUCAUCACCAAGAAGAAAAGUGAGGACAUCUACAGCGUGGUGGAGCACUGUCCCCGGUCGCUGGUCGAGGUGUGCUCCAGCGAGGCGGCCGGCGUCAAGCACGCGCUGCUGCUGACGCUGCUCGAGAACCACGACGGACGGACCGUCGAGAUGUUGAUGUCGUGUGCAAGCGAGACGGACGUACACCGGUGGACCGAAGCCCUGGCGCCGCCGGCCGCGGACGCCGGGGAGACUUUGUACGCUGGCUGGGACUGCCCACAAGUGGCCGCCGUUUACCCUUACGCCCCGCACCAACCCGACGAAUUAGCGCUGGCUGAGGGAGAUAUAGUUAACGUUACUAGGAAGACCAGUGAAGGUUGGUACUACGGCGAGCGGACCCGUGACGGCGAGGCAGGUUGGUUCCCCGGCGCAUACACAAACGAGAUCGCAUCACCUCACGUGCGAGCGAGGAACUUGAGGCAAAGAUACCGCCUGCUGGCCCUCUCCGCUACCUACUUGGGACAGAAGAAAAAACCACUAUAA
This is a messenger RNA of Danaus chrysippus (African queen), 3060 nucleotides long. Lineage: Eukaryota; Metazoa; Arthropoda; Insecta; Lepidoptera; Nymphalidae. The record is from the annotation of a GenBank genome assembly.